UCCCGCCCUCGUAUAAACGCCCAGCUCAGCGUGUCUUGCAAGUGCAUCUGGACAGGGCACAGCCCAAGGAUCUCUAGCUCUUCCAGAGUUUGUGGACUUGAACUAGAUUUUUUUUUUUUUUUUUUUUUGCCCCUGAGCUUAAAUUGGGGGAACUUGACGUUAACUCUUUUUUUUUUUUUUUUUUUUUUGAAACAAGGAAGACUAACAUCAGGAGGGGCAAGGACGUCUAAAAAGAAUUUACCCGGGGCCGGGUGGUGGCGCACCUGGUUGAGCGUACGUGUUGCAGUGCUCAAGGACGCAGGUUGAAGGCCAACCAUGGGCAAGAGCUGCAAGGUGGUUGUGUGUGGCCAGGCAUCUGUGGGCAAAACUUCAAUCCUGGAGCAGCUUCUGUAUGGCAACCAUGUAGUGGGUUCUGAGAUGAUUGAGACACAGGAGGACAUUUACGUGGGCUCCAUUGAAACAGACCGGGGGGUGCGGGAGCAGGUGCGUUUCUAUGACACCCGGGGCCUCCGAGAUGGGGCCGAGCUGCCCCGACACUGCUUCUCUUGCACGGAUGGCUAUGUCCUGGUCUAUAGCACUGACAGCCGAGAGUCCUUUCAACGCGUGGAGCUGCUUAAGAAGGAGAUUGACAAAUCCAAGGACAAGAAGGAGGUCACCAUCGUGGUCCUCGGCAACAAGUGUGACCUGCAGGAGCAGCGGCGUGUGGACCCAGAUGUGGCUCAGCAUUGGGCAAAGUCAGAGAAGGUGAAGCUCUGGGAGGUGUCUGUAGCUGACCGCCGAUCCCUCCUGGAGCCUUUCAUCUACCUGGCCAGCAAAAUGACCCAGCCCCAAAGCAAGUCUGCCUUUCCUCUUAGCCGCAAGAACAAGGGCAGUGGAUCCUUGGAUGGCUGAAGAGAUGCCAUCCCUUCUCCACCUCUCCAGCACCACCCCAACCUGUGAGGGUCUCUUAAAACAAGCUACUCUCACCUUGGGAACUCCCCACUCAGCCUGGCAGCUGCGCUGUUCAGGCUCAGGCCACUUUUGUUUCCUUCCAGCUCUGGGAAGUGCAAAUAAUCUAGGUUAGUUUUCCCAAGCCUCCCCCACUUUCAUCAUAUUUGUCCCACUGUGACCUGGGUCAGUUGUGAGUCAGCGUCCCUUCCACCUGACCUGGACAGGAAGGAGAGUUACUGUGUAGAGGCUUGUUCUGUUAUAGGUCCCAUGCCACUGGGUUUCCUGUCAAUAACACACACACCACCACCAUCACUACCCCCUAUGGCACAUGGCACAAGCCUGGAUGUUAAAAAAGGGGUGACCAUGUACCAGGUAUAUUUGUGUAUUUGUGUGUAUACAUGUGCAUGUGUGCAAUCCGGUCAUAGGAGUGUCUCCUCACCCAACACUCUGACCUUUGUCCUGCCAUGCCCUUGGCUGGAAGAAGUUAGCCUGGGGGGGCAUACUUUUCUCCUUUACCUCUUCCUCUAGUGUUUUUAUUUUUAUUCUUUUUUAACACUAGAGCACUGAUCAGCUCUGGCUUAUGAUGGUGCAGGGGGGACUGAACCUAAGACUUGGGAGCCUCAGGCAUGAGAGUCACUUUGUGUAACCAUUAUGCUAUCUACCCCCGCCUCCUCCAGUCUUUUCUAUUCCUUUUCCUGCUCAGGGAGCAGAUGUAUCUUGCUGGUUGAGGUUAAAUAGAGUGACUGCUAGGUUAUGAGUUACCUAUCAAGGCUUUUCUCUUCUAGGCUUCAGUUUUCUCAUCUGUAAGGUGAUUGGAGUUACUUACAUGACCUUCUAGAGUCUUUCCAGCCCUGUGACUACAGUGCCCAUGGCUUCAGGCUGACUAUGAGCGUGUCCUUUGCUUCUCACUCUUCAAGGUGCUACAGCUACCAGCCCUGGUGGCUGGACACUGCUCCCCUCCCCCCCCAACCUGAGUGGUGGGAGUGUACUCCCUGCUGUCAUGCUGCAAUGGCCACAAAGUGCCCAGUCAGGUCUGAUCUUCCUGUCGUGAUUUUUAGUUAACAGCUGAAUUUCUGUUUAUAAAUCACGUGCUAUGAGUUAGCUUGCUGCCAUGGUAAAGGUCAGACGAGGUGCUCCUCUAACCCUUCCUUACCUCAGAGGCCUGAACAGAACAAGGCAAACUAGUAGCAGCUUCUCAGGAGCUGAGACUGUUAGGGCCCAGUAGCAGUUCAUUCUCCAUAGAGUGAAUUUGUAACCCACAACUUCCUGUGCCCAACCCGUGCUUCUAGUGCGCACACUGAGCACAGACACUAGCCAGGCACCCUCCAGUAAUGCCCUUCUCCCCCAGAUGGGAGUGGUGAGCCAGGUAGGCUGCCAGGUCUGAGAAUUAGGUCAUACACAGGGUUGGGUUUCAAGUUCAUUUAUUGAGAUGUUAAACACAAUAAAACUACAACUUAUCAAAAAAA
This is a messenger RNA of Erinaceus europaeus (western European hedgehog), 2396 nucleotides long. RefSeq names its product NFKB inhibitor interacting Ras like 2 (gene NKIRAS2). The transcript has 4 exons. NCBI's taxonomy places the organism in Eukaryota, Metazoa, Chordata, Mammalia, Eulipotyphla, Erinaceidae. The record is from RefSeq and is a predicted model, not a curated record. The coding region runs from base 316 to 891 and encodes 191 amino acids. Gene Ontology annotation, biological process: canonical NF-kappaB signal transduction. Gene Ontology annotation, molecular function: GTP binding; GTPase activity.